AUGGAAAUCGCCUGCACAGACCUCACCCAUGUCUUGCGCUCGGAACGGCGGUUCAAGUACACCGGGUAUAGCAAGAGCUUUCACAUGCCGGGCAGGGACAAACACAUCAAACGCAGAUGGAAUUUCGGUGGGCAUGACUGGGAAAUCCGUGUAUAUCCGCAUGGCGGUGAGCCAUCGGCUCCCUCCUGGGUGGCAAUCAAUGUUGUCCCUCUCAGCGAGUGCGCUGUGGCUGUGGUGACGACUAUACGUGGUUGCUUGGUUGACCCGGAGGGAGUUCGUGAACCAUCCGAGGAAAUUUGUCAGUCAGUAGCAUUCAGGAAACCCCAAGAUAAAUCAUCACAAAUGCUUCUCAUGCCAUGGUAUACCCUGAAUAAAUCGCGUUAUCUCAAGGAUGAUUCUUUCAUUGUGCAAUGCACCCUUGAAGUUCUCAAGGAGCUGCCAGAUAUACCAGAACCAGAAGUGCAUGUGCCAGUGCCAACCUCUAACCUGCACCAGCACUUCGCUGAACUCCUGCAGAGCCAGAUGGGAGCGGACGUCACAUUUCUCGUGUCCGGUGAGUCCUUUGCUGCGCACAAGUACAUACUCGCGGUCAGGUCCCGUGUCUUUAAGGCCGCGUUCCUUGGUGACAUGAUUGAGAGGGGCUCGGAAUGCGUGGAGAUUAAGGACAUGGAGGCCGUGGUAUUCAAGGCGUUGCUCCACUUCAUCUACACCGACACUGUGCUAGAAUUCGAACAGCAGGAGGGUGCAGAGGCCAUGAUUACCGACACCGUGCCAGAAUCCGGACAACGGGAUGAGGUGCAUGAGCAGGCGGCAUCUGUGAUGGCUCUUGCUCAACAUCUACUUGCUGCUGCUGACAGGUAUGGGCUGGACAGGCUCAAGCUCAUCUGCGCCAGCAAGCUCUAUGAUGGCAUCAAAGUGGACACAGCAGCGACAACUCUGGCUUUAGCCGAGCAGUACAACUGCUGGGAGCUCCAGAAGAGGUGUGCUGAUUUCAUUACCAAAACUUAUGCCCGGAACUCAUCUCUUGAUGCUGUGGCGGCGAUGGAGGGGACCUCUGGUCGUGAUUGA
Triticum turgidum subsp. durum (durum wheat) is the source of this 1068-nucleotide messenger RNA. The record is from the annotation of a GenBank genome assembly. Lineage: Eukaryota; Viridiplantae; Streptophyta; Magnoliopsida; Poales; Poaceae.